GUUAUCGACAUCCCGUAUUGCGGCGUGCGUGCUGUUGCGAUCAUGAGCACGCUUCGUUUGCAAAAACGCCUAGCAGCCAGCGUUCUAAAGUGUGGAAGGAAUAAGAUAUGGCUUGAUCCGAACGAGAACAAUGAGAUUGCCAACGCAAACUCUCGUCAAAACGUCCGCAAACUCAUCAAAGAUGGUCUGAUUAUUCGUAAGCAGCAGACUAUCCAUUCGCGUGCUCGUGUGCGUAAGAAUCUUGAGGCGAGACGAAAAGGUCGACACACGGGGAGAGGAAAGCGCAAGGGGACGGCUAACGCGCGUUUGCCACAGAAGGUGAUUUGGAUAAGGCGCAUGCGCGUCUUGAGGAGGCUGUUGAGAAAGUACAGAGAGUCGAAGAAGAUUGACUCGCACUUAUACCACGAUUUGUACCUGAAAUGCAAGGGUAAUGUGUUUAAGAACAAGCGUGUGCUGAUGGAGUACAUUCAUAAGAAGAAGGCAGAACAAGCAAGAACCAAACUGUUGGCUGAUCAGGCUGAGGUUCGUCGAGCGAAGACCAAGGCAGCUCGCCAGCGACGAGAAGAACGUCUGGAGAAGAAACGGAAAGAAUUGCAAGAUGCUUACAGUCGUGACGAGCAGCCAGCAGCUCCUAAAUCAAAGUGACAAUCGCUAGUGUAGUGUCACUGGUACCUCUCUUGUAACACAUGAAUAGAAACUAAGAAUCAAAU
Messenger RNA from Corticium candelabrum, 710 nucleotides. RefSeq names its product large ribosomal subunit protein eL19-like. Gene Ontology annotation, molecular function: structural constituent of ribosome; RNA binding. The transcript is spliced from 5 exons. Gene Ontology annotation, cellular component: cytosolic large ribosomal subunit; ribosome. Bases 43 to 645 code for a protein of 200 amino acids. NCBI's taxonomy places the organism in Eukaryota, Metazoa, Porifera, Homoscleromorpha, Homosclerophorida, Plakinidae. Gene Ontology annotation, biological process: translation. The record is from RefSeq and is a predicted model, not a curated record.